UUCUCCAAUGCUUUGACAUCUGGAAUGUGCUGUUUUCUUGCAAGCGUUGUUUCCAUGCCAGCAUGGGAACUGCAGUGUCCAAAAGGAAGAAUCUGAGAAAUGAUGCGAUUUCUUCGGUGGCAGCCAAAGUUAGAGCAGCUCGUGCGUUUGGAGAGUAUCUUCACACCCAUCCUGAGAACUGCAACGGAUCAGAUCACCUACUGUCUGACACCCUCGUUGGCCAAGACACUGACCCCCCAGACAGCCUGUGCACUCAGAACAACAACUUCCAUAGCUGCAUCCUCCAGGGCGACCCCAGCUUGAUCAAUCCUGCCCUGGGCCUUCUAGAACCUCCACCUCCGGCAACUUCCUCCAAGAGCCGGCUGUCCCUAGAGCGCAGCUUUUCAGCAGAGGAGGACCAGCAGAAGUGCGUGGAGUGUUCCCUGCAGCCUGCUCGGGUCUACACCAUCACCGGAGAGAGCGGCAUGCUGGGAACCAGCAGGGGAAGCAAGGAGAACCUGGAGCUCGAGGUCUUGAAAGGGGCGCAGGAGGCAUGUCUUGCCCAAACGCUCGCCCAGCCUUCUACAUCCUCCAACUCGUCUUCUCCUACCCAGCACCACCACCGCCACCAUGGAAGUGGAAGCGGAAGUAGAUCUGGAAACCAGCAACACAGCAACCACCAUCACAGCAACACCAGCGCAGGUGGAAGCAGCGGAACCAGUGGCGGAACUGGUGGAACAAACCCCCACCAGCACAUCUCCAGUGGGGGAACGUCGCACCAUCACCACCACCUUUCACAGCCUCUGCAGAGCUCGGUCAGCGCACACAACAUCCAUGGCUGGGGGGAGGGAAAGGACUGCAGCCUGGUGUGCGAGGCCUGUCCCGGGGCUCCCUCGCGUAGUCAGGGCUCCCUUGACCUGGAAAGCAGCACCCGAGAGGCAGGCAAGCAGCACCGGCCACCACUAGAGCGGAUGUGCAGUGUGGACCGCAUGACUGGGCUGGAGCGAGAAGAUAACAGUUGGUUCCCUAAAGAGAGCAUGUUCAGCUUUCAGACUGCUACAACGACCAUGCAGGCGAUUUCGAAUUUCCGGAAGCAUUUGAGAAUGGUGGGAAGCAGAAGAAUGAAAGCACAAACAUUUGCAGAGCGCAGGGCGAAGAGUUUCAACCGAUCCUGGAGCGAUCCGACCCCUGUCAAACAAGACUCCUUAAACGACUCAAAAGACAGUGGGGAUGUGCAGACGACCUGCGGUCCUCUGGAGGAAAGCGGAUGUGCUGAAGACAUGGACUGGGAGGAGGAGAGAGAGAUGGAGAGACUAGCAUGUGAGGGGGAUGACUUCAUCCCUCCCAAAAUUAUGCUGAUCUCAUCUAAAGUUCCUAAAGCAGAAUAUGUUCCCAACAUCAUUCGAAGGGAUGAUCCAUCUGUUAUACCCAUACUCUAUGAUCAUGAGCAUGCCACGUUUGAUGAUAUUUUGGAGGAGAUUGAGAAGAGACUGACAGCCUACAGGAGGGGCUGUAAGAUCUGGCGCAUGUUGAUCUUCUGUCAGGGCGGCCCGGGGCACCUGUACCUGCUGAAGAAUAAAGUAGCCACUUUUGCCAAGGUCGAGAAAGAGGAAGACAUGAGCCAGUUUUGGAAACGUCUGAGCCGGUUUAUGAGCAAAGUGAAUCCAGAGCCCAACCUCAUCCACAUCAUGGGUUGCUAUGUCCUGGGCAAUCCGAAUGGAGAGAAGCUGUUCCAGAAACUGAAGAACCUGAUGAGGCCUUAUUCUGUCACGUUUGAGUCACCGCUGGAGCUCUCCGCUCAGGGCAAAGAGAUGAUUGAGAUGUACUUUGAUUUCCGUCUGUUUCGACUUUGGAAAACCCGGCAGCACUCAAAACUCCUGGACUAUGAAGAUCUCUUGUGACCCGUCGCGGGUCAGCGCAUAGCAUUCUGUGCAGGACAUCCCACUGUAAAACUCCACUCCACCAGCUUUCAUUUUGGAGCACAGGGGGAAGAGGAGUGGAGAUGGACACAGCCACUUCGCUGCCAUCGCUGCGCCUCAAGUUUUGUUUAUUUCAGCUCACCUCUGUGGACUUCGGCCACCUCAGAAUGGUAACACUCAACAAAACAAAACGUAUGGCAAAUGGUUCAAAACACAAGAGAAAUCCGGAUACGUGGUGUUUUUGUUCACUAG
Molecule: messenger RNA, 2150 nt
Organism: Carassius carassius (crucian carp)
Lineage: Eukaryota; Metazoa; Chordata; Actinopteri; Cypriniformes; Cyprinidae
Product: NMDA receptor synaptonuclear signaling and neuronal migration factor-like
Exons: 15
Coding region: 63-1880 (605 amino acids)
Biological process (GO): regulation of neuronal synaptic plasticity; positive regulation of neuron migration
Cellular component (GO): nucleus; cytoplasm
Source: RefSeq, a predicted model, not a curated record